CAAGCACCUGUAUGCGCGACCCAGAUGUGCCGUCGCGUCUUUGGCGCCACAUUUGCCCCAUGAAGCGGUUUGCUGCUGGCUGUGUGGGCCCAAGCUGUUACUUACGAUAAACCCCUUCGCGUUGCUGCCACGUGCCAGAUCGUGCCCCCGAAGCCCCGACUCCAAAGCAUGGCCCGCUCCAGCUCGCUGCUGCUCGCCUGCAUGUUUGCGGCCGCCUUGUUUGCGUUCCUCGGCUUGCGUUCCCUGUCGUUUGCCGGCACGUCGUGGGCACCGGCGUUGCGAUCGUCGACUCCGGCCGUCGAGAGGGCCGGUUACGGCGGGAGCUCCGGCGGCAAGAACUAUUGGGAGAAGUGGGAGACCGGGGACUACUACCUGAGGCCCCCGCCGGGCACCUACCUGCAGGGGUUCGAGUACGGGCGGAAUCAGCUGGCGGACGGCCGCACCGCGGGCGACGAGAAGGGCGUGGGCAGCAAGGGCCCGAACGUCAACAUUGUACUCGUGGCAACCGUGUUUUUCUUCGCCUCGGUCUACGCGAACUACGCCGGUUUCUUCAACCCGUGAGGAGGCUCCCGUCGAGCCGAUUUUGAGCGGGCGCGCGCCGGACGCGCAGCGAAGUUUUCGGGGCCCCUUUGGCCGACACUUGCGCCUGGCGCAGUUUUCCUCGAUCCAGCCGCCGAUUCGUUAUAGGCGGUGUUUGAGCGACCUCAGACUGUUGACGCGGCCGCGCCUCUGCUCAGAGCGGGGAGGGCCUCCUCCUCCUCCUCCUCUCCUCGCCUCUCCUCUCCUCCUCCUCCGCCU
Messenger RNA from Prorocentrum cordatum, 798 nucleotides. The record is from the annotation of a GenBank genome assembly. NCBI's taxonomy places the organism in Eukaryota, Dinophyceae, Prorocentrales, Prorocentraceae.